Molecule: messenger RNA, 3260 nt
Organism: Lacerta agilis (Sand lizard)
Lineage: Eukaryota; Metazoa; Chordata; Lepidosauria; Squamata; Lacertidae
Product: zinc finger protein 2 homolog
Exons: 5
Coding region: 309-2639 (776 amino acids)
Biological process (GO): regulation of transcription by RNA polymerase II
Molecular function (GO): RNA polymerase II cis-regulatory region sequence-specific DNA binding; DNA-binding transcription factor activity, RNA polymerase II-specific
Source: RefSeq, a predicted model, not a curated record
AAAAGGGUUAAAACCACAGAGCACGGAUUCCCAGAGAAGCCAAGAAAUUUGAAAAGGAGGAGGGGGGGCGGACUGUAAAUACUGCAAAGUCCCUUCCUCCUCCAGCUCCUAGCUAAGCUUGUGCUGUGGAGCUAUUGUUGUGUUUUCCUUGCUGCAGACCUGAGGUGGGGAGACCCUUGUGGAUUCUGCUGCUGGGGCUAGCCUGGGACAAAAACCCAAGUAAACCCAGAAAUAAGAUACUCCCCCAAAAGCUUCUUGUUUGUGUAUGUGAGAGAGGCGAAUUGGAGUAAAGCCUUGGCCCUAGAAAAAUGGCUGCCGAGCAAGGGAUUGUGGGAGAUCUGGUUCCCCGGUUCCAAGCCGGGCUACAGCCAGUGGAGGAAACGUUGCAGUGUGGACUCCUGAGCCCCAAACCGGAGGAAGAAUUGGAGGGAAGGAGUGAAACGUCUCCCAGCAUCCCAACCGGUGGCACCGGCGAACUUGCCAAAAGAAUGACGUCCCCGCACAUCAAAGAGGAAGCCGACGAAGGUUUGGCACAGCAGUGGGAGCCUCGGUGGCGGCAUUUCCCAAGGGAGCCGCGUCCCUUUCACACAAUCUGGGGGGGCGCGCCCUCCCCCUGGGGCCAUGCCGAGGCUUCGCUCUCUCCUUUCCAGGGGUCAGGUCAUGCUGGCGGCCGACCCGGAGGAGAGCGGGCGGCCCAGCCGUGGCCUGGCCCCGGCAGAGACGUUCAAGGGGUGGGUGGUGGGCCGCUAGCCGAAGGUGAGGCAGCCUGCGGGAAAGUCAAGGAGAAGGCGUCCCCGGAUGAAGAGGCCGCCGACACGGAGAAGUGCCGCCGGCGGUUCCGGCACUUUGGCUACCGGGAGGCUGAGGGCCCCCGUGAGGUCUGCAGCCGCCUCUGGUUCCUGUGCUACCAGUGGCUGAAGCCGGAGAGGCGCACCAAGGAGCAGAUCCUGGAGCUGCUGAUCCUGGAGCAGUUCCUGGCCGUCCUGCCACCGGAAGUGCAGAGCUGGGUGAAGGAUCGCGACCCGGAGACCUGCGCCCAAGCGGUGGCCCUGGCAGAGGACUUCAUGCUGAGGCAGGAAGAGGAGCCCCUGGGGGCAGGCGGUGAAGACUCCCAGCCUCUCGGAGCAGGAGAGAAGGGUUUUGGGGCACUGUUGCCUUUGCAACAUAUGGAGAAAGUGGUGUCUGGGCUUCUGGCGGAGGUGGGCCUGUGUUCUUCCGAAGCGAGAGGCGCCUUCAAAACGGACAAGCAGGAGAUCGGCAGCGGUGCUUCUUUGCAGGGUCUUCCAGCAGAUAAUUUGCCAGAGAGGGAAGCCUCGGCAGUUUUGCCCCAGGAAAUCCUGAGGAAAGAGGAUCCCUUGCGAGACUGCGGGAGGGACUUUGGUGCCGGUUCGGACGUGGCUGAGCGCGAAGACGCGCCCCCUGGCCUGAAGCCUCACAAGUGCUCCGAUUGCGGGAAACGAUUCCAUCAGAUUUCCCACCUUAACAGACACCUGAGAAUCCACACGGGCGAGAAACCAUACAAGUGCCUGGACUGCGGGAAAAGCUUCACGCAGGGCUCCUGCCUGCUGGGACACCAGAGGAUCCACACGGGCGAGAAAGCGUAUUCGUGCUCGUACUGCGACAAAAGCUUCAUUUGGAGCUCGGGGCUCCACCAGCACGAGAAGAUCCACCUGGGCGAGAAACCUUACAAGUGCCUGGAGUGCGGGAAGAGUUUCCACCGGAGCUCUGCUCUCACCGACCACGUAAGGUCCCACACCGGGGAGAAGCCGUACACCUGCUCCGACUGUGGGAAAGGCUUCAGCCAGCACUCCAACCUCAUUGUGCACCGGCGGGUCCACACUGGGGAGAAGCCGUACACCUGCUCUGUUUGCGGGAAAAGCUUCACCCGCACGGCAUUGCUUAUGGCGCACCUCAGAAUCCACACAGGAGAGAGGCCCUAUCAGUGCUUUGAGUGCGGGAAGAGUUUCAGGCAGAGCGGGCAUCUCUCUCAGCAUCAGAGGAUGCACACAGGAGAAAAACGGUACAAGUGCUUGGAGUGUGGGAAGAGCUUCAGCCAGAGCACCUACUUUAUCCUUCACAAAAUAACCCACACGGGAGAGAAGCCUUUCACGUGCCUGGAGUGCGGCAAGAGCUUCAGCCACAGCAGGCGGCUCACCAUACACCGCACGAUCCACACAGGGGAAAGGCCGUACAAGUGCAAGGAGUGCGGGCAGAGCUUCAGCCAGAGCACGCACCUUACGUCUCACCAGAGAAUCCACACCGGGGAGAAGCCGUACAAAUGCCAGGAGUGCGGGAAAUGCUUCAACCAGAGCACGCACCUCACUCUGCAUCGAAGGAUCCACACCGGGGAGAAACCGUACCAGUGUUUGGAGUGCGGGAAGUCCUUCAGCCAGAGGCCGCACCUCACUUUGCACCGGAGAAUCCACACGGAGGAGAAGAUGUACAAAUGCUCGGAGUGCGGGAAGAGCUUCCACCGGAGCGACCACCUGGCUUCGCAUCUGAGAGUGCACACAGGAGAGAAGCCCUACCAGUGCUCACAGUGCGGGAAGAGCUUUAGCCGAAGUGCAAUCCUGACUAAGCACCAGAUAACCCACAAAGGCAGAGAAAUUCCCAUGGGAACAGAUGAAGGCUCCGCCUGAGCAUUUCCUGGGGUCCGCUUCCUCCUUGGAAAUUCCAGCCAGUUGUGACGCACUGCUGUUCCAGUUGUUGUGAUGCUGCUCCAGAGAGAUGGUUGGCGUGUGAUUACGUUGUAUAGCAACACAAUCCUUGGGCAUCCUGGAUCAAAUGGAAUGUGCUUCAAACGUCACUCAUAUGCUCUUUACACUAGAGUUGGAGAAACCCAUAGCUCUCCUCCGUUUUGUUCAAGGUUUUUAAACAGGUUGGAUGGUUGUCUGUCAUGGAUGCUUUAGCUGUGAUUCCUGCAAUGCAAGGGGUUGGGCUAGAUGACCCCUGGGGUCCCUUCCAAAUCUCCUGUUGCCUUUUAGCUCCCAGCUCGGAAAUCCCACCCCCCCCCAGGGGGUGGUACUGCCCAUUUUGGGAACCGCUGAUCUUGAUUAAAGAACUCACAUAGGUGGAAAAUCCUGUAAAAUGAAAAUUGUAUGCUCACAGAGCACAUUCCCAGCCACGCUCUUUAUUAGCCUUUUUCAGCCUAGUGCCCUCCAGAUACUUCAGACUAUUUUGCUGAUUCUUUCUCUGCAAAAAGUCACCUGGAGUUUGAAGGAUCCUUUCCUCCUCUCUGCCACAGAUGGUAGCUUCUAUUU